Messenger RNA from Oreochromis niloticus (Nile tilapia), 521 nucleotides. Its product is annotated as pancreatic secretory granule membrane major glycoprotein GP2-like. The transcript has 4 exons. NCBI's taxonomy places the organism in Eukaryota, Metazoa, Chordata, Actinopteri, Cichliformes, Cichlidae. The coding region runs from base 41 to 493 and encodes 150 amino acids. The record is from RefSeq and is a predicted model, not a curated record.
UGGAGGAAUUUCAGGUUCAGGUCCGAAAGCUCGAGCCUCUAUGUCUCUAUUCCGCAACUCCAGCUACACUGAAUCUUAUCCAGCAGGUCGGGUCUUCCUCCCAGUGGGUUCACCUCUGUAUGUGGGCGUCUCUGUGGAGGACACAGAUCCAGUUUUGGCAGCUGUUCUGGAGGACUGCCACGCCACUCACUCACAAAACCCUGAUGAUCCCACACAAUAUCCUCUCAUCCAGAACAAGUGUCCCACUGACCGCCAAAAGGUGUCAAUAGUUGAGAGUGGUUCAUCCCUCCGAGCUCGUUUCUCUGCUCUGCUCUUCCUGCUCCAGGGUCAAUACAGAGACAUUUAUCUUCACUGCAGCCUCAGCCUGUGCAACCAGAGGAAUUACUACUGUGUACCAUCGUGCACAAGUAGGACACGCCGCUUUGUUUCCAACUCUGCUUCUAUGAAUCCCGUCACCAUUGGACCAAUCACUUGGAAUAAGUUGCCUGCAUGAACUCAUAACAUCCAAGUAUAUCACAAGG